This is a messenger RNA of Dentiscutata erythropus, 620 nucleotides long. The record is from the annotation of a GenBank genome assembly. Lineage: Eukaryota; Fungi; Glomeromycota; Glomeromycetes; Diversisporales; Gigasporaceae.
AUGCAGCCUUUAUCAGGGUUUCGUCUUCCCUUCUCCAGAAGUAUUUUUCGUCAAGGGUUCCUCCAUUCGUCUGAGGGUUUUGUCUUUCAUAUUUCGUCGGCUUUAAAUUACGCCUUUUGCCCUUUAAAUAAAAUGAUUUCACUUAGUAACUAUAAGCAAUACCGUUUUCGAUCUGAUUUUGCGCCGCGCCGCGUAAAAUACAGGAAAGCACACAAAGGGCGAGUACCUGUUCGCACGGGCGGCUCGACUAAGGGCAACACAAUUGUUUAUGGCGAUUACGGCUUACGUGUGAAGGAUGGAGUUCGUUUGUCUUCGAGUCAACUCACAGCGGCUUGGCAAGCCAUCAAGCGCAAGAUAAAAGUCAUUAAGGGCUCGCAAGUAUGGAUGCGCGUAUUUCCGGAUAUUCCUGUUACGAGUAAAGGAAACGAAACCAGGAUGGGAAAAGGGAAAGGUUCAUUAGAAUACUGGGCAUGCAGAGUUCCUUUGAAUAAAAUUGUAUUUGAAGUAGGGGGUGGAGGUAUUCGGAGAGAAGUUGCUAAGGAUGCAUUGAGAUUAGCAUCGGACAAAUUGCCCGUAAAAACAGAGUUUGUGGAAUGCCCGAAAAUCAUCGUCACUGGUAG